Seminavis robusta is the source of this 2402-nucleotide messenger RNA. NCBI's taxonomy places the organism in Eukaryota, Bacillariophyta, Bacillariophyceae, Naviculales, Naviculaceae. The record is from the annotation of a GenBank genome assembly.
CGUGUGUUAAGGGUCCUUGCCAGUUUUGCCAAGCUUGCCUAACAUGGGAUCCCAAUCACAGGCGGAGGCUCCGUAGAACCUGGACACAUGGUUAUACAACAGAUGAACUCUAGUUAGUAGGUCCCAGCUCUGAAAGUGGUUGAUACUGCCCGUCAGGUCAGCUCUGUGGCCGACGGUGAAGAUGUACACAGUGUAGUCCUCCCAGUAGCAGUAGGUUCCCCCGUUCCCUUCCCACUACCGCACUCUCCAUUGAUGCUGCCUUGGAGCUGGAGGCCAUCAUUACCAAUCACCCUUGGGAUGGUUCAGGCCUGAAGUGAGGAGGUUGCAUCUUCAUUUUGUCCUUCAUCAGGAGGCGAAGGAUCCAGCACAAUUCGAUCUUUUCUCUUUAUUAGAAACCACUACAAGACAGUACACCAGACCCUGUCUGGAAAUGCCAUGACCAUGAGGAUGACCCUCUGAGCACAAAGGGUCUACCAAACCGGUUGACUGCAUUGUUGCCGUUGCAACGGUCUUCGCCAAAGCGACCGUUGUAAUCGGCAAACCCUUCCCUCGGCAUUGGUGUCCACAGAGAAUUCAACAUGGUGUCAUCUCUUGCAUGAACUGAGGCAAGCAGAGUUAGCAAUGACCACCGAAACAACUUAACUGAUCAACCAUGGAGACUGGAGACAAGAUCACGUCCCUUUUGACCAUUCCGUAGCUUAUUCAGCAUCAUCCAAAAUCACCGCCCUCAACUAUUUGCCAUGCCGCCGAUAUCAUCUGUUUGUUACCUGAAACGAGAAACGCGGCGAUCAUUGGCCAUAACACUCGCCAUCUUUUCCCUGGUUGCGUAUGAUUUCGCCUUUGUGUUCUUGCUGAUUCUACCAUUGGUCGAAGGCGGCGUUUGGAGCAGCUACGAUAGUGGCCAUUGCGAAGGCCUUUGUGAAAACAGUCACCAAUGUGACCAUACCAUGGCCGAGCGACCUGUCAUUCAACAACCAGUCAACACGUGGACCAAUCUAGCCUUUAUUUUGGUAGGCAUUUGGCCCAUUGUUGCCAUUCGACAAGAUAUCAGCACGGUCGUCUUUUUCCUGGUCAAGACAUUUGUGGGAAUCUCCAGCUUUGUCUUUCACGCAUCCAUUACAACAUUUUGGCAACACCUGGAUGCGGCAGCGGUACAAACAAGUCUCUGCACACUGGUCUUCCAUGGCAUCCACUGUGUGUCUGCGAGAAGAAUAUCGUGGGCUUGGCUCGCACCAAUCAACCUCGCCACGGCGAUUGUCCUUUGCGUCUUCAAAAAGGAAAUAGAUGACGAAGUUGGACAUUUAAACACCUGGAUCUUCUUCGUAUCGGUCCUUCUCUUCCUGGCGUGUUGCUUGCUCUGUGCUAAUGGUAUACAAAUAUUCCGUCGACGUCAGCCAGGGGGAGAGGAAAUGGCAAUGCUGGGAGAUGAUGACCAAAGUCAAGGAACUACGUCAUCUUCCGAGCAACUACCCACUUCGAAAUGGAAAUCCUGUUUCUGGAUGCUGGGGACGGCCAUGGCACCCAUGAUCAUUUUUGCUGGCGCAGUCGUCCUGAACCGGUUCAGCAAAAAUCGAUCUCUGUGCGACCCUACCAGCCCUUUCCAGGCGCAUGCUGUAUGGCACGUUCUCAAUGCCAUUGCUAGUUUAUUGGUAUGGCUAGCCUUUGACAACUAUUGCUUGACAACAAGACCGUCACACCUUGAUGAUGAUGAUGAUGAUUGGAAGGUCAGCAUCAAGGAGGAGCCCGCGUCACCACCCAGCAUUCCAGCAGAAGCACUUGGUGAGAUUGGCAAGCUUCGUGACGAAUUUCACAAAGCUGUCGCCAAGGUAUUGACAGACGAAGGAUUGCCUCCACUGAACGCGGCCCAAUUGCAGGCCAUUGCCGUUGUGUAGCGCCUGGCUGGUAGUCGAACUGGGAAUGAUUCAAGAACUCAAAUGCUUUUGCUACCAGGUGAGCGUAUGGUAGGACACAGUCUGACGCAAUGCAAGGCUUUCACACAGCCCAACCAAUUUACUGAACACUUUCCAUGGAACAUCAACCUUCACUUUGUUUGAUUUGAAUCCAUGCAUUCUUAUCAUUCAAGUCAAGCUUGUUUAUUACUGCUUUGUUAGAACCUGCAUCAUAUGCCAGGAGUGGAACGUGUACUCUGAAACUUCCUCGUAGUAAUCCUUGUCAAAUGUCACCUUAUAUCCAAGACGCAGGUAGAAUUGAACAUUCCGCUCCAGCUGUGUUGUAAACUCAAUGUGAAUCUGUGGAUUUUCACCGGGCAUUUUGUUGACUUUUUGUUGUUCCUCUUCGAGGACCGAUCUCAAAGCCUUGCUUCCUAGACCCCGUCCUUGGAAAGAAGGAAGGACUGCCAUGCGUUCUAGCUUAAUCAUGUAGACUUUUUCUGAUUCUUCUUG